Molecule: messenger RNA, 3181 nt
Organism: Linum tenue
Lineage: Eukaryota; Viridiplantae; Streptophyta; Magnoliopsida; Malpighiales; Linaceae
Source: the annotation of a GenBank genome assembly
AAGAGAAAAUAACAGAAAAGGAUGAAAAAAACAGAAAAAUCCCAAAUCUCAGAUCUACCGCGAGACGCUACUUGCACUGCAGUGGCUGGCUGGAUCUCUGCCUACUCCCUCAAAUUGAAUUUAAUUUUCCAAUUUUCUUUUUCGCCAUUUUCUUCAGUCCUUCACUGAUUAGUUAUUCCUUUCCCUUCCCAUCGCCUCUAUAAAUAUCUCGAGACGAUAGUCGCCAUUCUCGUGUUCUGCUCUACAAUCCCUCUUUGUAUUUUCACUCUGAAGGAAGAGAACCCGUUCCUUACUCGGUACCCAUCUUCUCCCCGCUUCCUUCUCCGUAAGAUAAAAAGAAAUGGUGUCCCACAUUGUUGGAUAUCCUCGUAUGGGCCCCAAGAGGGAGCUCAAGUUUGCCUUGGAGUCCUUCUGGGAUGGCAAGAGCAGUGCUGAGGAUUUGCAGAAGGUGUCAGCUGAUCUCAGAAAAUCCAUCUGGAAGCAGAUGUCUGAUGCUGGCAUCAAGUACAUCCCCAGCAACACUUUCUCUUACUAUGACCAGGUGCUUGACACCACAGCCAUGCUCGGUGCUGUUCCACCUAGGUAUGGGUGGAACGGUGGUGAGAUCGGCUUUGAUGUGUUCUUCUCCAUGGCUAGAGGAAAUGCCUCUGUCCCUGCUAUGGAAAUGACCAAGUGGUUUGACACCAACUACCAUUUCAUUGUCCCUGAGUUGGGUCCUGAAGUCAGCUUCUCUUAUGCUUCUCACAAGGCUGUCAAUGAAUACAAGGAGGCUAAGGCGCUUGGAGUCGAUACCGUUCCAGUUCUUGUUGGUCCAGUCUCCUACUUGUUGCUAUCCAAGCCUGCCAAGGGUGUUGAGAAAUCAUUCUCUCUCCUCUCCCUGCUCGACAAAAUCCUCCCAGUUUACAAGGAAGUCAUUUCAGAGCUUAAGGCUGCUGGUGCAUCAUGGAUUCAGCUCGAUGAGCCUACACUUGUGAUGGAUCUUGAUUCUCACAAGUUGAAGGCAUUCACUGAGGCCUACUCCGCUUUGGAGUCAACUCUUUCUGGCCUGAAUGUUCUAGUUGAGACUUACUUUGCUGAUAUUCCUGCCGAGGCAUUCAAGACCCUCACCUCGUUGAAGGGUGUCACUGCUUUUGGUCUUGAUUUGGUUCGUGGAACCAAGACCCUUGACUUGGUGAAGAGUGAGUUCCCCAAGGAUAAGUAUCUGUUUGCCGGGGUGGUUGAUGGAAGGAACAUCUGGGCUAAUGAUCUUGCUUCUUCUCUUAGCACCUUGGAAUCUCUUGAGGGCAUUGUGGGCAAAGACAAGCUUGUUGUGUCUACUUCGUGCUCCCUUCUCCACACCGCUGUUGAUCUUGUCAAUGAGACCAAGUUGGACGAUGAAAUCAAGUCAUGGCUUGCAUUUGCUGCUCAGAAGGUUGUUGAGGUGAAUGCUUUGGGCAAGGCCUUGGCUGGGCAGAAGGAUGAGCAAUUCUUCUCAGCUAAUGCUGCUGCCCAGGCCUCAAGGAAGUCAUCUCCAAGGGUGAACAAUGAGGCUGUUCAGAAGGCUGCUGCUGGUUUGAAGGGUUCUGAGCACCGCCGAGCCACAAAUGUGAGUGCUAGGUUGGAUGCUCAGCAGAAGAAGCUUAACCUGCCAAUCCUUCCAACCACCACCAUUGGUUCCUUCCCGCAAACCAUUGAACUCAGGAGGGUCCGCCGUGAGUACAAAGCUAAGAAGAUUACGGAAGAGGAAUACAUCAAAGCCAUCAAGGAGGAAAUCAAAAAGGUUGUCGAACUACAAGAGGAGCUUGACAUUGAUGUUUUGGUUCACGGAGAGCCUGAGAGGAACGAUAUGGUUGAGUACUUUGGGGAGCAGCUGUCAGGUUUUGCCUUCACUGUGAAUGGAUGGGUGCAAUCCUAUGGAUCUCGCUGUGUGAAGCCACCAAUCAUCUAUGGUGAUGUUAGCCGCCCCAAGCCAAUGACCGUCUUCUGGUCGUCUGCUGCUCAGAGCAUGACUUCUCGCCCAAUGAAGGGAAUGCUUACUGGCCCUGUCACCAUCCUCAACUGGUCUUUCGUCAGAAAUGACCAGCCAAGAUUCGAGACCUGCUACCAGAUUGCUUUGGCCAUCAAGGAUGAAGUCGAGGACCUUGAGAAGGCUGGUAUCAAUGUCAUCCAAAUUGACGAGGCUGCCUUGAGAGAGGGGCUUCCUCUUAGGAAGUCCGAGCAGGCUUUCUACUUGGAAUGGGCUGUCCACUCCUUCAGGAUCACCAACAUUGGCGUCCAAGACACCACUCAGAUCCAUACCCACAUGUGCUACUCCAACUUCAACGACAUCAUCCACUCCAUCAUAGACAUGGAUGCUGAUGUCAUCACCAUUGAGAACUCUCGCUCUGACGAGAAGCUCCUCUCUGUGUUCCGUGAGGGAGUGAAGUACGGUGCUGGAAUCGGCCCUGGUGUCUACGACAUCCACUCUCCCAGAAUACCAUCAACUGAAGAAAUCGCCGACAGGAUCAACAAGAUGCUUGCAGUGCUGGAGAAGAACAUCUUGUGGGUCAACCCGGAUUGUGGUCUCAAGACCCGCAAGUACCCUGAAGUGAAGCCGGCUCUCCAGGCCAUGGUUGCAGCAGCCAAGACCCUCCGCACCCAGCUUGGCAGCGCCAAGUGAAGAUGAGAGUUUUUCGUUUAGGAAACUGUUGAUGAAUGGGGAAAGGAUUUUAUAUUUCUUUACUGAGAAAAACAGAAGGGAAUAUUGUUGGACUCAAUAACUGUGGUUUUCCAGUAUAGUAGAGGGAGAAAAGAAAACAGAUGCGUUCCCAUAGUGGGCGUUGAGUUUGCUUUCCGUUAUUUCUUUUGGGUUUGUUGUUAAAUUCUUGUUUUUGUUCUGGUCUGGCUCCUUCAAAUUUGUUGUACCCUCCAAUUUCAUUUUCAAGAGAUGUCAAAUUGUCAAUUGCUAGCAGUGUACCUUUUAUGUCAUGGAAAUUAAUAGGAUGUUUCCCCUUUGCUGUGGACUUGGGUUUAUUUUGAAGACGGGGUAUCGCUCCAAGGCUUCAACACGUGCUGAUGUCUCUCUUGGUGUCAGUAUGCUAGACCUAUUGAUUCUCCCUGUACGCUAUGCUAAAUAGAAUUCUAGCUCAUUUUAUUCUCUGUAAAGUCUUUCCUCUGUGCUGCAAAAGACUAAAAAUGUCAAAUUUUGAGACUAGAGUGUCGG